AUGGCGAGUAGUAAUGAGAUGUCUAAUGGAACUAUGAUGUCUGUCAUCUCGGAGUACUCAAAGUUACAUCUCUCCAUCGCUGUGGUGUGUUUAUGUAUCGUAGCCGUAUUAGGAGUUGUUGGAAAUUGCUUAGUUUUAGGAGCAAUUAUGAUGUCUAGGAAACUACAAACCAAGACAAACUGCUUCAUAGCAAGUUUAGCGGUCUGCGAUUUACUAUCCUCUCUGACUCUCCCUGGGCAAAUCGUCGUGAUCAUGAACAUGAUUAAACAUGACACCAACGUGUCCUCGGCGACUCUCAAACUUAUCUUUUCUGCUCUUAAUGUUGUCUGUAUCUCGUGUAGUAUUCUUACUCUGGCGGUUAUCGCUCUGGAACGCGUCAUCAUUGUUACAAGACCACGGGAACUCUAUCGCCGAUUGUUCUCCCCCAGAAAUAUAGCCGCCAUCAUUGUCUUUACUUGGGCAUUCCCACCUCUUGCUAUUAUCAUGAUCGACGUCCCAAAGCUGGACAACAUCGACCACUACAUCAACGCACACACAUGCAUGAUCAACGACGGCGACAACAAGCUCCAUCUUUAUGAUGUCAUCGCCUUCAUCAACACCAACUCCGCCAUCUUCAUCAUUUUGAUUUGCUACUUGCAAAUUUAUCUACACGUAAAGCGUCAUCGUCGUACCUUAAGGAAGAAAGAAACUCACCAGUUUAAGUCCAUGCCAUCCUCUUCUGUGCUAGUCAGUUCGAAUUUUUCUGCAAGUUCGUCCAUUGGUUCCCCUGUUGCUGACAUAAAAACACUAGCUAAUUCACAUGAUAACGAAAAGGAUUCUUCUGAAUCCAUAGACCAGACCUCAACAGGUCUUCAGUGUUCAUCUACAGAACCACAUAGACUGUGCAAAGCCUGUGGAUGUGUGACGGAUGUUACGAGCAGAGAUUCGCCAUCACAAAUCAAUGGAAUUGGCUCAUUGGCAUCAGCUAGGAAUGGGGAGUUGGUGGUCGCUACAAUAACAACGAGGAAGUUGGUGGUUCCUGGAACAAACUUGAGUCCUCCUCUUGUCAAGCCCUAUGUAGCCAGUGAAACUAAUCACCAGUUACCACAUACGUCACCCGGUGAAUGUAACAUACAAGACAAAAGUGGCAACAUUUAUUUACAAGUACCACCGUCAUCACUGACUAACAAGCACCCCAGUAGUGUAAACGCGAAUCUUAUGACACAAUGUCCUACAUCGUACCGUUGUGAUUUUGAAAGCGAUUCCUCCAAUAUCAACGUGACUGAUUUGUUGGAAGAUGAAACUAUCUUGCCCAACAUGCCAUUCCCCAUAUUGGUAGAUGCUCCCAGCACGAGCCAAACAAGCACCCCAGCACACAUCCUGGGAGCACUCAACAAACCUAAAACAUGCAUCAGUACACUCUCCAUCCCAAGAACACCAUCGAUGACCGGAUCUAGUGCCGACUUGUGUCAAUCCAUGUUUAAUCGUCGCUCCAAAAAUCGGAAAAGGGAUGAAAUGGCGAUCACAAAGAACCUCCUGAUGGUUGUCUUUGUAUCCUAUCUAUGCAUCAUGCCCGAGAUGGGAUGUCUCUUCGUCCGAUUCAUUCACGGUCCCGUAUGUGCCUGUCUGUAUUCCUUCAUCAUUCUUGUCUGUAACCAUUGCAUCAAUCCCUUCAUUUACGCCUAUCGCCAUCCCAUAUUCAAACCUGUCAUGCAAUGCCUGGUGAAAAUGAAGCUGUCAGACAUUCCAGAACCAUCUCGAUGGUUGAGGCGAGCCAUUUCACGACAUCAGUGA
Molecule: messenger RNA, 1773 nt
Organism: Strongylocentrotus purpuratus (purple sea urchin)
Lineage: Eukaryota; Metazoa; Echinodermata; Echinoidea; Camarodonta; Strongylocentrotidae
Product: octopamine receptor 2-like
Exons: 1
Coding region: 1-1773 (590 amino acids)
Biological process (GO): adenylate cyclase-activating adrenergic receptor signaling pathway
Cellular component (GO): membrane
Molecular function (GO): G protein-coupled receptor activity
Source: RefSeq, a predicted model, not a curated record